This is a messenger RNA of Cantharellus anzutake, 609 nucleotides long. RefSeq lists its product as uncharacterized. The transcript is spliced from 3 exons. Lineage: Eukaryota; Fungi; Basidiomycota; Agaricomycetes; Cantharellales; Hydnaceae. The record is from RefSeq and is a predicted model, not a curated record. The coding region runs from base 1 to 609 and encodes 202 amino acids.
AUGUCAAUUCUGGAAUACUUGGGACCUAUUGAAAAGGUCUCUGAUUAUAUUUCGGACUCAAGUGAUGAGGAUGAAUGGGACCCUUACCGCUGCAGGGGUGAACUGAGCCCUGGGAUACCAUUUUUAGCAUGCAGUGAUGAAGAUCCCGACAGUGAAGAUGUCCAUGGAUGUGGGGAGGACGAAGUAGUGGAAACUCUGGCAAAGAGAGUCAGAGCUGCUAAUAGACUUGUGGAAGAGAUGCCAUACCAUCCAAAGUAUGGCUUCAACUAUGCAACAAAUAAGUCAGAUUGUGCACGGCAGUCUAAAGCGAAGGAAGUUGUGAUGUGCCACUCACAGACUCGAGGCCCAUAUGGAAAGGGACCAGUAAUCGCCAACAAAGCAGAGCGAACACGGAGACUUUAUGCAAGAAAAGACUGUCAGGCAGGUCUGAAACAGACACAACUGGAUGGAUUCCUUCUCAAGAAACCCAGUACCACUCUUGAACCCACCACCUCCACAAUGUCCAGCGAUGUGCCCACUUCUAGCACCCCACCCCUGAAUGAUCCAUCCAACAUUAUUAUGGCCAAGCCAAGUGGAAGCGUGCCAUCAAUGUGUUGGGCCUUCCCUUGA